GAAGUUUUAUUCCAGCAGCCCGGCAUCCAUAUUGAAAUUCAAAAAGUUGUUGCGUUAUGGCGGCGAGUGAAAUCCAUGGCCAUCCUCGCCCGUCGUGUGAUUAUUAAGAGUUUUUUUCCAAAAACUAUUAUUCUUUAUAUAUUUUACUACUAAAAUAGUUAAUUAUUUUUAUGAAUAAAGAAAGGAGCUCGGCUCAAUGGCUGAUGGUAGGUGCAACAAUUUCUCGAGUGCAAGGCUUCGACUGGGCUCGCUGCCAUUCCGACAUGAAAUCAUUCGACUUUAUUUCUCCUGCAGGAACCGAUGAUGUUGAAUGGUGUUUCUCACAAGUUAAAGGAACUGUGGAAGAAGAAGUCACAGAGGGUAGGCGAGUGUUCUUGUUUAAUCCUACCCGUAAAAUUAACACUGCAAACAACAAAAUGGAAUUUAGUUAAAAAGCAACCAUAAAAUACUCGAUUUCGAAUUCGAAAAUGAACCAAAUAUUUUUUGGACAACAAGACACUAUUAUGAUAUUGCCUUAGUGAGUUACUUCGGUUGGUUUUGAGAGCAAAUUACGAUUUUUUACAAUGUUUAUUUGAUAUGAUAUCGGCUCUGUGCCUUUGUCUUGAUUAAUAGUUGUAUAUAUAAAAUCUAUGACAUUGUACAUGCAUUAUUAAAUGUACACGUUUUUUCGCUCGUAUAUAGCACUAAAACUUUGUUUCUUUUCCCCAAAGCUGACAUAAUUUCAACAGUUGAGUUCAAUCACGAUGGAGAGUUGUUAGCAACAGGUGACAAGGGUGGCAGAAUUGUGAUAUUUCAACGAGAAAAUGCCGUAAGUAUCGGGUUUCAUUGGCAAACGGUACUGCGUAGAAUGUCUGGGGCUUAAUUCAUCUAGUUGUCAAAGUAUAUUUCUUUUACUGUUUAAAGAUUAUUUGAUCACAAUUGUCGUCUUAAAUUGACAUUAAGGUUUCUAAACCACUAAAACUCUAACUUUUAUGACUUGUUUGCCAAAUUUAUAACAAAUAAACCACAUUUAAAAACAAUCACCAAAUAUAAAUAUUUGUAUAGUAUUAAAUGUAGUACUAAUUUGGUAAAUUAGCUCCUUGUCUCGACAAUUAUCAAUGUGGGGUUAUUCUGUUAUCCCUGUACAUUUGGCAAAGCAACUCCUUUAAGGUACAGUCAAGCCUCUCAACAUGGACACCUUUGUUAAGAGAAUGGACACCUUAAGAGAAUUCCAAGUUCCCAACACACAUAUUACACAGUUAUUGUGUGCACAUCAUUCAGGAAACAUCCACGCCUCCCCCCAGGAAACAUCCAUGCCUUCCCCCAGGAAACAUCCAUGCCUUCCCCCACAGAGAAAUUUGGAAGUCAAUUCCCAUACCCGCCCCUUUAGAUGGCCUAGCACAUUUUACCAUUAUCAGAAGUAAAUUUUCUUCCCUCCCCUUCCGGAUGGAAUUACAGUGCAUCUACUGUAAGUGGAGCCACUUAGAGAACACUAACCAAUUGCAUUGCAGAACAGAAAGAAAAAUCUAAUCAAAACUAAAGCUCAUCCAAUCAAAAGAAAGAUUCAGGAAGCCAUUACAGAUAAACUACGUGAAGCGUUCCUCUUUUGACUUCGUAACUCAUUCGGAAUUUUCCUCAUUAGCUUUGCAAAUUUGAAAAACUCUUUGCCAAUCCCGUGAGGGAAUUUGCAAUGUUCCUAUCGGCUGUUGCAAUUUUCCAAACUUCAUUUUAAAUUUUCCGAACUUCCUGUUUUAAUUUCCUAACUUCUUGUUCUGUUCUGAGCGUUGUUAUUGGUCGAUUAUUUUUGUUAGCCAAUUGCAACGCCCAAAACAGAACAGGAAGUUAGGAACUUGUAACAGGAAGUUAAGAACUUCUAACAGGAACUGAGGAAAAUUUUUUUGGCUUUUAGCAACAUUGCAAAUUCCCUCAAGCGAUUUGCAAGGGAGUUUUUUAAAUUGCAAAAGUAAUGAGGAAAAUUGCAAUCAAUUUAGAAACUCAAAAGAGGAACGCUUCACGUAGUUUACCUGUAACUGCAGUGUUUACUUUUACAUGUCUAUUUUUACCAUUUGACAUUCAUUUAUUUGUUCAAAUUGUUUUUGGCCUAAUGCUGAUUGGCUAAUGCGCCGUUUGUUGAUUUUUUCAAUUUCUGUUCUUCAAUGUGAUUGGUUAGUGUUCUGUAAGUGGCCCCACUUACUGUAGACGCACUGUAAUGUCCUCCAUGUCACUUGGAUCUUUUCUGGAACAAUCCGUUUCCUUGUAAAAACUCUUCUAUGUUAAUGACACCUUUCCAUUAGGGACACUACUGUGUGUUCCUUCAGUUUAGAGUUGGGCGGUAUUGGAAUUUUAAUACUUUAUUGUUACUAUUUGGUUUAGCAACAAAAAAUAUUGUGUUACAGGAAAGCUAGAACAGGGAAUACUCCCCUAAUAGAAUAGCUACCUAAUAUUUUUUGAAAAAUAUUGCAGACCAUUAUAUUUUUACAAUAUUUUUUAAUUGUGAAUACAUGUGUACACUACAGUAAAUACAGUUAACAUCCAAUAACCCGAACAUCUAAGAAAAAAUAGAAAAAAUGAUAAUGAUGUUCUAACAUGUUAAUAUCUGAUCUAUAUGCUAUUUUGCAUGGUAUGAUUUCUGGUAUACUGCAAUAAUGGUACACAGGUAUAGGGUCAAAACCAAUUCCACCAAACCAGUAUCAACUAAAUAUUGUGAAAAAUUAUUCAAAUACCCCCAGGACAGCAACAAGGGGAGUGUGUUCUGGAAUGACCCAUUAAGACAGAUCAGUCUGAUCAUGUGUAGUUUGAAAACUUACAAAAUGGUUCAAUGAAAGGGUUCAAUUUUAUUAUUUUAGCCUAAAGGUUCACCACGAUAUGGUGAAUACACAGUAUACAGCACUUUUCAAAGUCAUGAACCUGAAUUUGAUUACCUCAAAAGCUUGGAAAUCGAAGAGAAAAUUAACCAAAUAAAAUGGCUAAGAAGAAAAAACCAAGCACAUUUUCUUCUCUCGACAAAUGGUAGGUAUCAUGUAAGGAAAUUAAUAAAAAGUUGCUUUUGUAUUAGUUAUUUGGCAAAUGCUUGUGAAACAUUUUUUCCCUAUGUACUGGAAGUAAUCAAGCAGAGAACAUACAGGGUAAAACUAGUUUAGAAAAUCGUACGUCAACAUUGAUAUGACAUGCACCAACUUUGCUAUGGAGCGUACAAUGUCGUAUGGUAUCUCUGAAGCAUUCUAAAGUCUUAUUAUCCACAAUAAUCAAGCCUUUUCUUCAAAAUUCAAUCUGUUACAGACAAAACAGUGAAAUUGUGGAAAAUAUCUGAACGAUGUACUAGAGCUGAGGGAUUCAAUCUUUGUGAUGAUCGAGGAAUGGGAUUGUCGCCUGACGACCUAACUGAAUUGAGAGUACCAGUUCUGAGGCCUUCGGAGUUGACUGUCGAAGCCAGUCCUAGAAAAAUCUUCGCAAAUGCUCAUACGUACCACAUUAACUCAAUAUCUAUAAAUAGUGAUGAUGAAACAUAUCUAUCUGCAGAUGAUCUUAGGAUUAAUUUGUGGCACCUUGGAAUUACAAAUCAGAGUUUUAGUAUCCUUUUAUGACAGUGUGCAUUUGUGUGCCCAUUUUAUAUAAAUUUAAUAUUUAUGAUGUGUGUUGCCCACUUAUGAAUCAAAUCAGGUAGCUUGAGGGCUGGAUCCAGUCCUGUCUAAAGGAAGGGGUGAAUAUUUUUUAGUGGUGUGGGGGUUCAUUCCGCUAACCAAUUACAUAAAAAUGAUGUCAUGUGGAUUUCAGUCAUAUUUCACCAUGCACUAGUUGAAUCUAAUUUUUAGAUGAUUCCUAGAAAAAUCCACCACCUUGAAGAAACUUGUCUGCCUUAACAGUACUUUCUCAGAUAUUGUAGAUAUCAAACCAGCCAAUAUGGAGGAACUAACAGAAGUGAUAACUGCUGCAGAGUUCCACCCUGUAGAAUGUAAUAUUUUUGCCUAUAGUAGCAGUAAAGGAACUGUCAGAUUGUGUGACAUGAGGAAAGCAGCCCUCUGUGAUCGGCAUGCAAAAUGUAAGUCACCAUUACCAAGUUAUGCAAGGUGCCUUUUCUAUUCAUAAUAAAAAAUCAACCUGCAUGAUUUUUGCAUGCAGUUUCAUUUAAUAGGAAUAAGAACAUACAGCAGGAGAUAGGGAUGUAUAUAGUUACCAGUAGGGUUACUUUUUUCCACUCCCAAAUUUGGAAGGGCCACUUGCUUCCUCUAUUUGGGAAUAGUCUGACAAAAAAGUUGAUUAGCGAAUAUUCAAAGUUUUAAAGUUAUUUUGACCACAGACAAGGCUGCUGCCAAUUGUUUAGUUAUGCUUUGUUGCAGUUUGUUGAAUGUAUAAGAGAAAAUUUAAACAAAUUAUGCAGUUGGAAGAAAUUUUCAAACUUUUCGAGAAUCUUAUUUCGGCAAAUUUUAUUCUUUGUCAUCUUUAUCUCCUCAUUUGGACUCCUCAAACCCAACAAGGAGGAGCAAAUGCUUAUAUGCAUCCCUGGCAGCAGAACAUAAAGUAUACAUCCGUAUCAGUCGUAUCAUAUUGAAUUUGCAGUCACUUUGUGAUUAUAAUUGGUUUAUUACAUGAAUAAAUAAAUGUCUAUUCACAAUUAUGAUCCCGUUAGGGUGUCAUUACAAAACUACUUUACAUAUAUUCAAAUCAGUGUAUCAAUAAGUUUAUUUCUUAGAUGAUAUCUUUUAAAAAUGUUUUUAAUGCUCAAUUUUAAACAAACCCUCUCGCUUUAUUUAUAUUUCCAGUAUUUGAACAACCAGAAGAUCCUGCUAGCAAGUCAUUUUUCUCUGAAAUCAUAUCGUCCAUAUCAGACGUGAGAUUUUGUCGCAGUGGUAGAUAUAUGUUGACGCGAGAUUACCUCACUGUCAAAGUUUGGGAUCUCAAUAUGGAGAAGACGCCUGUAGAGGUUUUCAAUGUUCAUGACUAUCUUAAGACCAAGUUAUGUUCAUUGUAUGAAAAUGAUUGUAUUUUUGAUAAAUUUGAAUGUUCAUGGAGUGGAGAUGACAAGUAAGUUAAUGGCAGAGAUUAUUUUGUUUUAUCUAUUAUGUUUGAAAGAACAGCGUUGGAAGACUAUGGUGUUUAUGCGUUGCCAUUUAAUUCGCUGACACAUGAUGUGGGAUUUGCCUUUUUUUUGGACUGGGAAAAUGCGAUUUGGGUUACUGGGAAUUAAAGACACAAAAAAGAGAAUGGGACAACCAGAAUACUAUUAUAAAGACAGUUGUAGUCAGAAGAGUGAAAUAGUUUAAAAAACAGCUAUAGAGCAACUUUUGAUCGAGAAUUUGUCUUAAAAAUUUCCAGGAAAACUGAAAACACGGUGCAACACUUCUGUGAAAUGUAACUAUGAGUGAAGUGUAAUGUAACAGUCUGAACAAAGUGUUUUUGGCAGCGGAUUACCCAUAGGGAUAACUAUUUCUUCUCCACUUUAGAUCCAUCAUGACGGGAUCCUAUAACAACUUCUUUCACAUAUUCAACUGUGAGACAAAGGAAGAUUUGUGUUUCGAAGCCUCGCGAGAAGGAGCGAAACCCAAGCAAGCUCUGGAGUUAAAGAAAGUCGCCACGUCGGGCAAACGAAAGAAGGACGAAAUUACUUUAGAAUGUUUAGACUUCAACAAAAAAAUCUUGCAUACUGCAUGGCAUCCAUUGGACAAUAUUACUGCGGUUGCAGCUACGAAUAACUUGUACCUUUUCCAAGGUCGAUCGAAGCAACAUUGAUAGAUUUUCUAUAGGUGUGACCUUAGAAAUUAUACAAUAUAGCUCAUUUUUCUUGGCGUAUCAUUAUACACCAUAAAUUAUACAUAAAUUAUUUUCGCUGUUUUUUGUGUUUUGUUGCCUGUUUAGUCUGUUGAGUAUUGUAAAAAUAUUGAAGAAUUUUACAGUUUGCACUUUCGUCUUUCGAGGUUCUGGACAAAAAGUGGAUUUAAGGUGGCGGGGGUUACGUUCUUCGUGUAUAUGUAAAAUAUCGCGUGACUUCAAAAUUCAGUACGUGAUGCGACGCAGUCACUUGUCAACUGCUGGGAGCAUUCGCGUUUACUCUGCAAGGACUUCAGAUGCACUUUUGAAAAUUUUUUAUUUAUUUGUUGCUUUUAUCAUAAGGGGCCAUUCACAAAG
Messenger RNA from Paramuricea clavata, 6102 nucleotides. The record is from the annotation of a GenBank genome assembly. Lineage: Eukaryota; Metazoa; Cnidaria; Anthozoa; Malacalcyonacea; Plexauridae.